Molecule: messenger RNA, 385 nt
Organism: Acanthoscelides obtectus
Lineage: Eukaryota; Metazoa; Arthropoda; Insecta; Coleoptera; Chrysomelidae
Source: the annotation of a GenBank genome assembly
AACAGAGGUCAAUCCACGUGACUACAAAAAAAAAUCAAAAUAGUAAUUUCACAAGUAUAGGGUCUUGGCAGCCCAUGAUGUCAGGUAAUCAAUCAAAACGUUUCAAAUGACACAAGACAAAGCAACGGUACAGUUAGCCAAACAGUUCGAUACACAGAGAGUAGGCAUCGGUGAUAGGCGUGCCAAACCCAAUGUUGUACUGCGUGUAUACCAUGCGAAGCACAUGGCAGAUAUGAUACCAAUGGCUUCUACAGAUACUAUGGAAAACAGAUAUAUAGAAAACCAUUGUACCAACACAGUUAACCACUUAUCAACGCUAUCAUCACGUAAAUACCAAGAAGCAGCUGAGAUAUCUGGAAGAGUAACAACAGCACAGAGUAUGUGA